This is a messenger RNA of Aspergillus melleus, 2082 nucleotides long. Its product is annotated as anthranilate synthase / indole-3-glycerol phosphate synthase. Gene Ontology annotation, cellular component: cytoplasm. Gene Ontology annotation, biological process: L-tryptophan biosynthetic process. The transcript is spliced from 3 exons. The record is from RefSeq and is a predicted model, not a curated record. Gene Ontology annotation, molecular function: tryptophan synthase activity. Lineage: Eukaryota; Fungi; Ascomycota; Eurotiomycetes; Eurotiales; Aspergillaceae. Bases 1 to 2082 code for a protein of 693 amino acids.
AUGGAACAUAUUAAGAAUACCUUUGCGCAAUGCAAGGCAGACGGUCGCCCGGCCCUAGUGACGUAUGUCACGGCCGGGUUCCCCACGGCCCAUGAGACAGUGGAUAUCAUGUUGGGGAUGGAGGCUGGGGGAGCUGAUAUCAUCGAACUCGGCCUCCCAUUCACAGAUCCCAUUGCGGACGGUCCUACGAUCCAAAAGUCCAACCUACAGGCUUUAGGUAACGGCGUCACCGUCUCGUCUAUGCUGCAGAUGGUGAAGGACGUACGGCGAAAAGGCCUUCAAGCCCCGGUUCUCUUCAUGGGGUAUUUUAAUCCUAUUUUGAAAUACGGGGAGGCAAAACUGCUCAAUGAUUGUCGCGAUGCUGGCGUCAGCGGGUUCAUUAUUGUGGAUUUGCCGCCUGAAGAGGCCGUUCGGUUUCGGAAUAGUUGCGCGGGUGCUGGGCUGUCAUAUGUUCCCUUGAUCGCGCCAUCUACACCAGAGCAGAGAAUGAAGACACUCUGUUCUAUCGCGGACUCGUUCAUCUACCUGGUCUCGAGAAUGGGCGUGACGGGUGCCACGGGGUCAUUGAACACAAACUUGCCCGAGUUGAUGCAGACGGUGAAAGACUUGUCAGGAAAUGUCCCUAUCGCUGUCGGGUUUGGAAUCAGUACACGCGAGCACUUCGAAAGCGUCACGUCCAUCGCGGACGGCGCUGUCAUCGGGAGCGAGAUCGUAACGCAACUGUCGAAUGCGCCCGUAGGACAAGGAGCGCAUCUCAUCCAGGAGUACUGUUCGGGGAUCACAGGCCGGCGUGUUUCGAGAUCGGGUGCAACUGCGCGGAUCCCGGAUAUCAAGACCCAAACAGCCAUGCAGGAGACCACCAAAGAAGACGAACCACCCAUCACGGACACGGCGGGCCGUUUCGGCGAUUUCGGCGGCCAAUAUAUCCCCGAGGCCUUGACGAAAUGUAUCAGCGAACUCGAAGCCGGGUUUAACGAGGCCGUGAACGACCCGGCCUUCUGGGAAGAAUAUCGAUCGUUCUAUCCCUUCAUGGGCCGUCCGUCCAGCCUACAUCUCGCGAACAGAUUGACCGAGUAUGCAGGGGGCGCGAACAUCUGGCUGAAGCGGGAAGAUUUGAACCACACGGGCUCACACAAGAUCAACAACGCGAUCGGCCAGAUCCUCGUGGCUCGUCGGCUGGGAAAGACGGAGAUCAUCGCGGAGACUGGCGCAGGGCAACAUGGCGUUGCGACGGCUACGGUUUGCGCGAAGCUAGGUAUGAAAUGUACGAUUUACAUGGGCGCCGAGGACGUCCGGCGACAGGCACUCAAUGUCUUCCGGAUCCGCUUGCUCGGUGGCGAGGUGAUCCCCGUGGAGGCAGGAUCGCGCACCCUCCGCGACGCUGUGAACGAGGCGUUCCGGGCGUGGAUCGUCCGGCUGGAUACAACGCACUAUAUCAUCGGGUCGCCGAUCGGACCGCACCCGUUCCCGACGAUGGUCAGGACCUUCCAGUCGGUGAUCGGUCAGGAGACAAAAGAGCAAUUGAGCCGGGAGAUUGGAAAGCUGCCCGAUGCGCUGGUCGCGUGUGUUGGUGGCGGGUCGAACGCCGCGGGCAUGUUCUAUCCUUUCUCAGACGACCGGUCGGUCCAGUUGUUUGGCGUCGAGGCGGGAGGGGAUGGCAAGGAUAAGCACUCUGCGACGUUGAAUGGUGGCACCAUCGGUGUCUUGCACGGGGUGAAGACGUACGUUCUCCAGAAUGAACAUGGGCAGAUUUCUGAGACGCAUUCGGUGUCGGCGGGAUUGGAUUAUCCUGGCGUUGGACCUGAAUUGGCGAGCUGGAAGCAUGCGAACAGGGCGACGUUCCUAGCUGCAACUGAUGCCAAUGCGUUUGAGGGCUUCCGGCUAUUGUCGCAGCUGGAGGGUAUUAUCCCAGCAUUGGAGUCGUCGCAUGCUGUCUGGGGAGUGGUUCAGGUUGCGCGUCAGCUGGGCAAGGGGAAAGACGUCGUGCUGUGCCUGAGUGGACGAGGCGAUAAAGACGUGCAGACGGUGGCUGAGGAAUUGCCUCGGCUGGGACCCCAGAUCGGGUGGGAUUUGCGAUUUUAG